Messenger RNA from Cyprinus carpio (common carp), 654 nucleotides. Its product is annotated as cystatin f. Gene Ontology annotation, cellular component: Golgi apparatus; lysosome; endoplasmic reticulum. NCBI's taxonomy places the organism in Eukaryota, Metazoa, Chordata, Actinopteri, Cypriniformes, Cyprinidae. The record is from RefSeq and is a predicted model, not a curated record. Gene Ontology annotation, biological process: negative regulation of microglial cell activation; positive regulation of myelination; immune response. Gene Ontology annotation, molecular function: cysteine-type endopeptidase inhibitor activity.
AGUCCAUGUAAGAAGCUCAACUGUUGACCAAUGGGAAAUGUGCCUUCUCUCUGGAGGACUGCAGCACAACUGCUGGUUAAAGUGUUGCUGAACAGGAAGUUGCUGAGUAGAAUUGAGAGAAGUUCAACAGACAUGAGGGUCUCUUAUCAGACUCUAGUCUUGCUUUUCUUAGCAGGCUUAUGCUCACUUGAGAAAGUUUCAGUCCACACAUUCUUCAGCAGACCGAUCCCAGGAACUCUACAGAACGUCAGUAAGAAUGACACUGGGGUGAAGGAGGCCGUCCUGACUGGAACCUACUCAUUUAAUAAUAAGUCAAACGAUGCCUUCCUGUUCAAAGCAUCAGCUGUUGAUGACGCAAAGAGACAGAUCGUCAAAGGCAUCCGCUAUAUUUUGGAAGUGGAGAUCUCACGGACUGUGUGCAGGAAGAGGGGCAACACUGACGACCUCAACAACUGUCCCUUCCAGACAGACCGUCUGUUACGACAGACAUUCUUCUGUCACUUUGACGUCUGGUCCAUUCCAUGGAUGAAGACAAUGUCAACUACAUAUUUUAAAUGUCGUUCAAAUGAUAUAUUCUGAAAAUUGUUUUUCACCUGAAAUGUCAUGCUAAUUUAAUACCCAACUGAAUGUGAAAAUAAAGUAAGCUGCAGUGAA